UCUCCCCUCCUUGAAAUUCACCGGUCACAGAAAGACCCCCCUCCUCCCCCUCCCUCGACUGCUAUCUCUUGAAUUCAUAUCACAGCAUGGUUUUUUGGGAGGGGGGAGGAGCAAACACAGGAAGAAAUAUACUGCAAUGGAUUUCACAUUUUACUCUGGCCUCCAGGUCCAAUCUGAAUGGGAUUUGCGAGUCUCCAGCAAGAAUGUACAGUGCUGCCAGACCUCACAUUCCUGACUAACAGCGGGACAGGAGAAAGUCCAGAGCAUCAGCCCCUACAAGAAGUAAUAACUGCUAUCCUCAUUUGCUCGGUCCUGGUUGCUUAAACGUCUCUCUUCGGAGAUGUAUCAUCUCAGGAAAAGAUGGAGUGGUCCUCUUCAGCUCUUUGCAGCCAGAGGGAGAUGUUUCUGCCGGGACGAACUCCCAACAAAAUAAGGGUUUUUGCCCCCCAGUACAAAGAGCUUUGCACUUUGCAUUCAGAUUUUUUCGCGUUGCUGCUGUUCUGUGUCCAGUACCUGGAUAGCUCUUUGCGCGCAAUUCUUCCCGACCGGUCCUGGGAGCGCAGUUCCGCGGGAUGGACGCUCGAGUGGCUUCAGCACUCUGGACAGCUCCUCUCCUCCCAACCCACCGCACCAACCCUUGAACUACGACACCGUUGGGUGCACUUCGCCUUUCCCCGAAGGUAGCUCCCUCCCCUUCCCGGGAACCUGAUUAUAAUCCUAACGUUUCCCUGCUGUUUCAAAUAAUCCUUCAGGGCAGGCUUAUUUGCUGCAGAUCUUUGAGAGAGAAACUUCAGGACCCCGAUGGCUUCAUCCAACAGCAUGAUUUGGGGAACAACAAAAUGAUGGAACCAAAGAAGCUUUAGAAAGCCCUGGCUUUUCUGCUUAACUGAGUUUCGAGUGUAUACCAGUAGGAGCACUUGUCUGGUGUAAAAUGUGUAUUUAGGAUAUGGUUCUCCUAUAGUCUAGGGACGUGGUGUUGAUUUCCACUUUUUAGAGCUCCUCAACCCCCCCCCCCUUUUAAGCUCAGUUUAAAUAUAAUUUGGCUAAAAGACUGCUCUGGAUCCCACUUAUCUCUCCCCCCCCCAUUUAAUCCUCUCAUCUCCCUUCUAUGUUGCCCCAUUUUGGAAAUUUAAACACAGGUUUCUGUCUAAGCAAAGGAGCCUGGCUAUUGUGUCAAUUGGGAUUUGCAGUUAGGAGACAGGAUAGGAACUGGCUUAAAAAUGCUGUACAAACACUGCCACAUCCAUGAGCUACACUAUUUGAAAGACUGACUGUUUUGUUGUGUGGUGGUGGGGUUGGGGGGGGGGGAAGAGCACCUCCCUAAGCAACUUUGGCACCAAAGGGAAGGGGAAGCCCUCCCCAGAAAUCCCCAUCACAUCGGACUCUUCUGAGGUGAUUGUAACACAAGACAUUCCUUUUCCUGUGGGGCUGAAAGCAAGCAAGCAAGCCCCAGCACUGCUACAUCUGGCAAGGAUUUAAGGGCUUAAUUCCAGCCUUCCCCGCAGUCCACAAUGGCAAAUGAACCGGUGAUUCUGAAUGUUUAUGACAUGUACUGGAUAAAUGAAUACACUUCCACAUUGGGUAUUGGAGUCUUCCAUUCUGGCAUUGAAAUCUAUGGCAGAGAAUUUGCCUAUGGAGGGCAUCCCUAUCCUUUCAGUGGGAUUUUUGAGAUCACACCAGGCAGUGCUAUAGAGCUUGGCGAGACCUUUAAGUUCAAAGAAUCCAUUGCCCUGGGCACGACUGACUUCACAGAAGAAGAUGUGGAUAAAAUUAUGGAAGAGCUGGGCAAGGAAUACAAGGGCAAUGCCUACCACCUCAUGCACAAGAAUUGCAAUCACUUUUCUGCUGCCUUGGCAGAGAUUCUGUGCGGGAAGGAAAUCCCGCGUUGGGUGAACCGCCUGGCCUACUUCAGCUCCUGCAUUCCCUUCCUCCAAAGCUGCCUCCCCAAGGAAUGGCUGACUCCAGCAGCCCUGCAGAGCCACAUCAGCCUUGGGCUCCACAAGGAAGAGCAGGGAGACACAACUGACGAGGAAUCCCCGUCCACUUCUGCAGCCGCCUCAGGCCCUUCGCGAACCUGCAGACAUACAAGAGUCUGAACCUUUGCCCAUUUGACAUGCUCUCAGCUAUCUUUCUUCCCUACCCAUUUCUUGCCCACUUCGUUAUCUUUCUCCCAAGAACACUGGGGAAUAUAAUCUCAAGAAAGAGAUGAAACUGCUGCCCCAUUUACAAGUACUGCUACUAUCCAACAAAGUGAUUUCUCACUCUAGAACUACUUUUCAGAGUGUAGCAUUUUAAACUUCUGGGAACAGUAUGUACUCCUUGAUCCACAGAAAACUGCUGAAAUCUCUGGGAUGUCACAAAGUGGACCUGGAGGGAAGCCAUAUUGAGAUGUUCCUUGGCUGGAACUCUUUUAAUCCUCUGCCUUCUCCUGCUCCCCACCCCUACCCCAAAAGCCUUCUCUCCAAGAAUGCAUCUCACACAUGGUACACCUCCUCCAAGUACCAAAAUUACGAACUUGAAACAGAGUUUCAUUUUCUCAUCCUGAAGACCAGCAGCAGCUUCUGCUAACCUUCUUCUCUUCUCCUCUUUCAUUUUGUAAUCAAUCGUUUCUAAAGUCAUCUGAAAGAUAAAUGAAAGGUGCUGCUAUUCUACCAUUCUACCACCAUAGGGUUGUUGCGUGUCUUUUUUUGUGAAUUAAAAUCCUGUGUCCAAGACUGAAGACCUCUUCACCCUUCAAGUAUAAUGGCAAAAAUAAUCUGGAAAUGAAUGUAAAAUUCUGGGUUUUACAUGUUCAGUAAGUGCUGAGGACAGUUAGAGUCACUAGCUUCUUCUUGGGCAGAGGUUCCUAUAUCUCUAUCAUUUGCAUGUCAUGGAAAAAUAAAAAAGGUGCAAUAUUUUCACCAUCUCUGGAGCUCCCCCACGGGAAAAGUGGAACCUGCUGAAUUUUUCCAUGUCAUGUAAAACAAGCUAUCAGAACCUUAGUUUAGAAUGGAGCUAGUAAAUUUAGCUGGGGUAGCAUUGGCCUGAAGUGGUAGAGCUUUCUUUGGUCCUACCAUAGGGAAUAUUUGUGUUGAAAACUGUUCUAGAACAUGACUGAGCUGUAAUUACUGGUGAAUGUCUAAAACAUACAUUGUUUAAAAUAGAAAGGAUAACUUAUUUGACAGAAGGCUCUCCAUGGACAUUUUUGCCAUUCCAUAUUCAACCUAAUCAGUGCUCCACCUAGCAGUUCCUAUGCCCUGAACCAACUGUAAGAAAUGCCAGGCUAGAGCAAAUCAACAUUUUAUUGAAGCUAACUUUCUGGCAAUAGUGGCCAACCAUAUAUCAUGGGAAUGCUCAGAAGCCGGCUGUAAUGGUGACAGCCAGCCCCUGCUUGUUCCCAGCAUCUGAUACUCAGAGGCAUAUGGUCUGUGAACACACAACCUUUAUUUGCCUAUUAUAACUAAGAACUGUUAAUAAACCUAUUCUCCAUGAAUGUGUCUAAUCCUUUUAAAAAAACCAUUAAGCUAAUGGCAAUCAUCAUAUGCUGUAGCAAAGAACUCUGUAGUUUUAUAUAGUGCAAUGAAGCACUUCCUGCAUUGCUUCCUUGCACCUAUGUCAAAUCAAUUUCAUUGGGUGACCCUGAGCUUUUAUGUACAGAAGUUACAAUUCUUUUUAUCUGGCCUCACCAGUUUCAAAACCCUCAUUCAGGUUGCCCCAACCAUGGUAAUAUUUCUUCUGAAAACACCCAACUUUUAAAGGAGAGCAUUAAAUGCUCCCAUUAUCCUUUUAAGCAAAAAACCUGUACCUUCUACCACUCUGGGAUAGAUAGAUGAGGCAACAAUAACUUCAGGCAGCAAUUAAAAUGGAAUUGUAUCAACAAUUGAUAAGAAAUUGUGAUACCCCUUUCCUUAUAAUUCCUAACAUGGAAUUUGCUUUUUUGUUGCCCUUGCAUGCUACACUGAUGUUCCAAUGAGCUUUGCACUACUUGCACUAAGGCCCCGUGGUUGCUUGCAUUCCUAAAGGACCAUUUUCCAGGUUUUUAGUGGCAGGGAGUGUCAUUUCUUACUGCAGUCUGGACAGUAUCUCAUGCUCCCUAAUCUCACUUAGGCCACUGAAUCUUCUAUUUGCAAGCAUGAAGGCUAGGGUAUCCAUUUCUCCUUUAAGGAGGUCUUGGGAUUUAAACAAGAGCCGACAGGUUGAGGAAUGGUAGAGCAAAUGCCUUGCACAAGAGGGGUUCUACCCCUGGCAUCUGUGAGGAAAAAGUUAUCCAGCAGCAGGACUAGGAAAGGCCCUGGAGAGUCACUGGCAGAAUAGACCACACUGGGCAAUUUAAAUCCGUGUACAACACAUAUGUCUCUUUGUUGCAAAAUCAGCUCAAAGAUCCGUAGAAAAGCUCUGUGCCUUCAACAGCUAUGGGAUGGACAGGCAUUCAAAAGGUUCAUCUUUUCUCAGCAUGGAGAUGUGAUGAGUGUUUUCUCAGUUUAAAUGUAAUUAACUAAUCCAGCGUAUUUUUUAGAGCUGAUUCAGAAAGUCCAAAUGUUCACCCAAUAAAAGACUGAUUUCCAUGUUCA
Sphaerodactylus townsendi is the source of this 4550-nucleotide messenger RNA. Its product is annotated as deubiquitinase DESI2-like. The record is from RefSeq and is a predicted model, not a curated record. The transcript has 5 exons. Gene Ontology annotation, biological process: protein deubiquitination. Lineage: Eukaryota; Metazoa; Chordata; Lepidosauria; Squamata; Sphaerodactylidae. The coding region runs from base 1512 to 2096 and encodes 194 amino acids. Gene Ontology annotation, molecular function: deubiquitinase activity.